Metarhizium brunneum ARSEF 3297 is the source of this 780-nucleotide messenger RNA. RefSeq lists its product as uncharacterized. Gene Ontology annotation, molecular function: acyltransferase activity, transferring groups other than amino-acyl groups. NCBI's taxonomy places the organism in Eukaryota, Fungi, Ascomycota, Sordariomycetes, Hypocreales, Clavicipitaceae. The record is from RefSeq and is a predicted model, not a curated record.
AUGUCCAAACCAACAUACACCCUAGCAGCGGUCCGUUUGGACGAUGUGCCAGAGAUUGGCCAGCUCACUGCGGAUGCCUUUGUCGAUGACCGCCAGACCCAAAUGAAAAACAUGGGCAAGGAGCCUUACGACAUGAACAAGAUGACAUUGGAAAGCCUGCCGAGUAUGCUGCACAACCCACGCUGUAUUGCCAUCAAAGUCGUCGACAAGGACAGCGGAGACAUUAUGGGCGUGUGCAACUGGGGAUUUCGAGGGUUCAAGCCCGAGGAGAUGCCAAAGAUGGAGGGCAAACCCCUACCUUUGGAGAAGCCUGAAGAGACAAAGGCAGGCCCGGAAGAGAAGAAAGAGCAAGGUGCCACUGACGGAAAUGGAAAGGAAAGGCUUGACAGAGAGGAGGAAACGGACCCCAUAACAAGACUGCAAGCUCGGACGGGGGCUGAUUUGGAGGCAUGGAUGGAAGAGGUGAUGCCAGAAGGAACAAGAUGUCUUUUCGUCAUUGGCCUGUCGGUUUCCCCCAAGCACCAAGGCCGCGGCGUCGGCUCUGCGCUGUUACGCUGGGGGACUGACAUUUGCGACGAUCAAGGUGUCUUUGCGUGGGUUCACUCCUCAGAGCCCGCCUGGCCGAUGUAUGAGAAGUGCGGAUUUCGAACCGUACGCUCUCUGGACAUUGACUUGGAUGAAUAUGCACCGGCGCCCCCGCCCAACGAGGGACCUAAUGCGAAAUGGGGGCACUACGUUUUUCGAUACAUGAAGUACUUUGGAAACAAAGGGGAACCUUGA